Messenger RNA from Drosophila eugracilis, 658 nucleotides. RefSeq lists its product as uncharacterized. The record is from RefSeq and is a predicted model, not a curated record. Lineage: Eukaryota; Metazoa; Arthropoda; Insecta; Diptera; Drosophilidae. The transcript has a single exon. Bases 263 to 508 code for a protein of 81 amino acids.
UACUAGUCAGUUCAGGAUAUUUCAUGCUGGCCCUCGGCAUCGUCCAAAAAAUCAUAUGUUAAGGCCCUAUCCAAAUAUUGUAACACGAUCAAAGAGAAUAGCUCAGAGAGUAGAUCUCUCAGCGUCAUUGAAAGCCCUCCAGAUAAAAGCUUAGCUUGCUUUGGACAGAGAAAUUCGCAACUCUAUGCCGAAUAUAGAAUGCUCGAAUCAGUAACGCAGUUUCCAAGCCCGAGGUUAGAAGUAAGGACAUCUAAAGAAAUUAAUGGAGCUGCUACCGAAAUUUUUACUGAUCGCCGUUCUACUGAUGCUGAGCUGGCAGUGGACCAGGGCCAGGCCCUCGACCACACCGCAAAACCAACCCAAUGGCGUUUCCAUAUCCCAGCCCGAUAUACCCAAUAUAAAUCCUUUGGAUAUCCUAGUGGAAGGUAUCUUCCACAUUAAUGCACAAGGCUGCCCACCUGGGUAUAUUCGUACUGGUCCACAUAAUAUUUGUCGUAUAAUAGUAUAGAAGGAUUAUCUAUGUUUUGGAGUUUUAGAAGAUGGGCUACUAUGUCAGUGAAAGACUCAAAUCUAAAGAGCGGCGUUAAUUGUCCAACAAAUGCCGGACUUAAACAUGCCAAAAGUAUUUUUUAUGUAUUUUUACUCAAACACAAACAAA